AUGAUGACCAAAGACCUCCCUGUCUCACAUACGGGAAACGAGAAACUUGAUAAUAAUGCUGGUGAUACCGACUCAGAAGCCUCAGUUCCAGAACAAAAGCGCAAAUUCAAUGAUGAUGCUGGAUUUUUAAUUAUCGAAUACGUUGAGCAGCUUUCGAAUACUGCAACGUCGUCCUCGCUCGCUUCGUUAUUGCACACAAGAAAGGCCACUCCUGAUCCGAGAUACGUUAAGGAACUUUUGUACGCGAUACGACGAGGCUCCCUGGUUAUAAUAGAGAUAAUUUUGAGUCAUGUCGACAUCGAUGCUCAGGAUCCUCGUACUGGACGCACCGCGCUUUCAAUAGCGGCCGAGCUUGGAGACGCAGAGGUUACAAGGUUUCUGCUGGUCCAGGGAGCUAUACCAAAUAUCCGACAGUACAGCCUGAGCUACUAUCGUCUGGUAAACAAGAUCAACCAGCGUUAUUGCUCGAGCAUGGAACUUUACUCGAUCUUCCCGCUCUCUCCGAACCUUACGCUCCAGGGACUGCUCCGUUGCACGUUGCGGCCAGAGCCAAUAAUCUUGAGGCUACUCUUGUUGAGUGGGGCUGAUCCUGAUGCUUUAAUGGCGGAAGAUAUGACGGCGCUACACUUGGCUGCAGCCAAGGGAUGGGUAGAUGGUAUCAACGUUCUUCUGAAUGCCCACGCUUCGAUCAAUGUUCGAGAUGCGUGCACCCGUGAGACCUCUUUUCACAAGGCCGCUCGGAAUAUCAAAAUGGAGACAAUCGGGAUACUUUGUGCGCGAAACGCUAAUACAGAGAUCAAAAACAUCGACGGGUUGAAUUACCAAACUCUUUUGGAUCGUGCCCGGCUGUCUCCAGAUGACUGGUGUGUAGAUCCAAAUCUCGGUUCAUAUUGCACAUUUUAUUAG
This is a messenger RNA of Penicillium malachiteum, 906 nucleotides long. RefSeq names its product ankyrin repeat domain-containing protein. The transcript is spliced from 2 exons. Gene Ontology annotation, molecular function: protein binding. The record is from RefSeq and is a predicted model, not a curated record. NCBI's taxonomy places the organism in Eukaryota, Fungi, Ascomycota, Eurotiomycetes, Eurotiales, Aspergillaceae. Bases 1 to 906 code for a protein of 301 amino acids.